Molecule: messenger RNA, 3644 nt
Organism: Malaclemys terrapin pileata
Lineage: Eukaryota; Metazoa; Chordata; Testudines; Emydidae
Product: platelet glycoprotein VI-like
Exons: 10
Coding region: 1109-2464 (451 amino acids)
Source: RefSeq, a predicted model, not a curated record
GGGGGAGAUUCUCUUGAUCUCUGUCCCCAUAUUCUUGCCCCUCCCCAUUCUGGGGGGCUGGUCGGCUGCCCCCCAUCUUUUUCGCAGCGUCCGAGGUGAGCUCUGCCCAGGGCCCUGAGCUGUGUGGACCCACUGCCCCGGGGAUAGGCUGGGGAAGGGACAUGGGGCCUUUCACCUCUAGGGGGCUGGUGCUAAUCUGUGUCCUUUAUUCUAAGCACCAGACCCCACCCCCCAACCAGAGCCAAGGAGAGAACCCAGGAGUCCUGCCUCCCAGCAACCCCCACCCCAAUCACUAGACCCCAUUCCCAUCCCAGAGCCGAGGUAUAUAACAGGGAAGGUGCCGGGCAUCAGGUUUACACAGAGUUUCACUGGCAGUAGAGCAAACACCAGUUGAGGGCAGGCUUUAUUGGCUGCUCCUUUAACAACUCAGGAUCUACAUUUAUUCCUCCCUCCCCCACUCACGGGGGCCAGAAACCACAACCCCCACCCCUCUGUCUUGCCUCUGUGCCACAUCACUGAGCUAAGAAUGGUGAUGCAGUCACACUACCUGAGAAGGAGGUUGGCCAGACUCCUCCACCCUCAUGCUCCAAGGCGGGCACUGGGACCAGCUGGGUCAGGAAGGAAUCUCUGCCCCACUCCAUGGGAGAGGGUCACUCCGUGGGGUGCACUGUGGGGGGUGGGGAUCCCUCCUCUGCUCUGAGCUGCUGCUCCAGGGAGGUUGGACAGGUCUGUUGGAAAAGUUCGGGGCAGCCUGGGCAUCUCUUGACAUCUCCUGAGGUUCCCCGUUUCCCAGCUGAUCCCCAGACUGGGCAGCUCCCAUGUGGGGCUGGGAGGUGAUGGGGUGGGGAGACACACCAGGCAGCUGCAGGAGGGGAUGGGGUUUGCUGGGUGUUGCAGGGAGCUGGCUUUCCUCUGAGCAUGGUAGAUUUGCCUCAGAGAGAGCAGAGAAACCAUUUGAUGGGAAGAAAGGGGCUGAGCGCAUCACAGGCUUCCUGGGGCUGCAGCCCCCGGCGCAGUUCCUCAUUCCGCUCACACUCGGGCCUCUAACUCAGUGGAGCUCAACACCGGGGCAUUGGUGACAGCGCUGAGGGGCCCCCACUGCCCCGUCAUGGCGUCUGCUUUCACAGUCCUCCUCCUCGGCUGCUGGCUGGCCGGGCACAGCGGGGUGUGGGGAGUGUAUGAAUUUCUCAAACCCACCAUCUGGGUGAGCCCCAGCAGGGUGGUGGCGCUCGGGGGAAGCGUCACCAUCCACUGUGAGGGUCGGCAACGGUCCAUGGAGUUCUUUCUGCAUAAAGCUGGACACCAGAACCGGCAGGUGCGGACGGUGCCUGAUGGGACCGUGGCUGAAUUUCCCAUCACCAGUGUUGGCCAGGAAGAUGGAGGGAGCUACACCUGCCACUAUCGCUCUCUAGCGGAUCAGAAUCGCUGGUCAUAUCCCAGCGACCCCGUCGACAUGAUUGUCGGAGAGCUCAGCUACCCCAAACCCAACAUCUACCUGAGCCCCAGUGGGGGGGUCUCCCUGGGGGGAGCCGUGACCAUCCGGUGUCAGGGGCAGCACCAGGGUGUGCAGUUCGUGCUGAAUAAAGAGCGACGCCAUUUCCCACCUGCGGAUUCGGACGGGUCUGAGGUUGUGUUUUCCAGCAGCAACGUUCACCGGGAUCUCGGCGGGAGAUACAGCUGCUCCUAUUACAGCCGAUCGGAGCCGUUUGCCGUGUCGUACCCCAGCGACCCAGUGGAGCUGGUGGUGAGAGAUCCCAGCUUACCCAGACCCUCCAUCUCUCUAAACCUCACUGGGGUCACCGCCCCAGGGGUAGACAUCACCAUCCGGUGUCAGGGGCAGUUCCGGGACGUGAGGUUCUUCCUGCACAAGGCUGGAGACCUGAACCCGCAGCGACACAUGGACCCUGCUGAGGACGGGGCCGAGUUCCGCAUCCCCACAGUGGGCCGGCAGCACAGAGGGAACUACAGUUGCAGCUACCGGCCCCAAUCAGAGCCCUUCAUCUCCUCGCAGCCCAGCGACACCAUGGAGCUGAUGGUAGCAGGUGAGGGGCCCGGCUCCACAGCCACGCUCCCAGCCAGACCCUCAAAAGGCGUAUCGGAAUCGCCGGCACCUCCAGGUCUGACCAGCCCCACCAUCGCCGGGGUGAGCGCGGCAGCCGCCGUCCUCCUCGUGGCCUUCGUCUGCUUCAGAAAAAUCCGAGCCAGAAAAGGAGCCGCACCGAGACCGAGCAGCACUAUCCCCUUGGGGGUGUUGAAGGCCCCGGCUCAGCAAGACCUCGUCUACUCCUCCGUUGAUGAAGGGAAAGAGACACAGACCCUGGAGCCCAACCCAGGCACCGACGGACUCACCUAUGCCGAGCUGGACCACCAGGCAUGGAACACAAAGCGGCGGGACCUGGCCCCUGGCCCUGAGCCCGCCCAGCCCAGCGUAUACGCCACAAUCAACGUGAGCCGGGGGCCCUGAAGUGAGAGCCCCCCGCAGUCAUGGGGUGCCGGCCCCCAGUGGGUGACAGACUCAUUGACUCAUAGGCUUUAAGGGUCCAUCAUGAUCAUCUGGUCUGGGCUGCUGCACAUCGCAGUCCACAGAACCUCACCCACCCACUCCUGCAGCAGGCCCCAGCCUCCGGCUGAGUCACUGAUGGCCUCAAAUCAUGGAUUAAAGACUUCAAGUUACAGAGAAUUUACCACUGACACUAGUUGAAACUUGCCAGUGCCCCGCACCCCGGGCUGCAGACAAAGGCAAACCCACCCACCCAUUCCCAGUGUCUCUGCCAAUCUGACCUGGGGGAAAUUCCUUCCUGACCCCAGAUACGGCGACCAGUUAGACCCUGAGCAUGUGGGCAAGACCCACCAGCCGGACACCUGGCAACAGAUUCUCUGUAGUAACUCAGAGCCCUCCCCAGCGAGUGUCCCGUCUCUGGCCAUUGGAGAGAUUUGCUUCUAGCAGUCGCAGAUUGGAUCCAUGCCAUUGUGGGAUGUCUCCUCAUCCCAUCCCCUCCAGAAACGUCUCAAGCUCAGUCUUGAAGCCCAGUUAGGUCCCUUGGGAGGCUGCUCCAGAACUUCACUCCUCUGACGGUUGGGCCUUGUCUACACUACAGAGUGUUGUUGACAAAAAGCGCCAUAAUAAAAUCGCUAUUGCACGUUCACACUGUGCUUCCUCUGCCAGCAGAGCACAUCCACGUUUGGUGCUCCAGCAUGAACAGCAAGACCAUUGCAUUGUGGGUAGCUAUCUCAUCAUGCUACUCGUUACCUUCUACAGCUAGGGCUUGUGGGACGGCGGGGGAUCGCAGCGCAUCAUGGUGGCAGGCUCAGUGUCCCAUUGUCAAGGUUCCUUCCCCACUCUGACCUCUAGGGUACAGCUGUGGGGACCCGCAUGAAAGCCCCUUAUGCUUAUUUACCAGCUUAGGUUAACAGUAAGCUGCCAACACCAAGCAUGUUCCAAAUCUUAGGGGAGAGCCACUUGGAACUCUGCCUUUCCCCAAUAUUUCCCAAGGCUCAACCCCCUCCUUUCCUGGGCAGAUUUGAGACUAAUUCCCACACCCCAAGUCCUUACACCCCUUUUCCUGGGUAGGCUUGAGAGCAUACCCUCACCAAUUAGUCCUGGUGAACACAGAUCCAAAACCCUUGGAUCUUAAAACAAUGAA